Neolamprologus brichardi is the source of this 7182-nucleotide messenger RNA. RefSeq names its product glypican-6-like. Lineage: Eukaryota; Metazoa; Chordata; Actinopteri; Cichliformes; Cichlidae. Gene Ontology annotation, biological process: regulation of signal transduction; regulation of protein localization to membrane; cell migration. The record is from RefSeq and is a predicted model, not a curated record. Gene Ontology annotation, cellular component: cell surface; extracellular region; synapse.
CAUAAACACGGGACAGCGGUGUGUGCGUGCGCUGGAGAAGUUGUUGGCACACUGAGCACCAGGUAGCUUCUUCACGAGGAUUUUGUUCAGACUGGGACCCAUCUGACUCGUUGGCUAUUUCUUUUCUUUUCGAGGGGAAAAUGAGGUGGAAGCACCAGCAUCUAAAGUGAGGAGUCUCUCUCCCUCUCUCUCUUUAAAAAAAUGAAAAUCUGAUCGCGCAGACUGGAGAAAUCGUUCAAUCAGGCUUUGUUUUUUGGGAUUUCUCUUAUUCUAUCGGAUCUCUUAUUUCUCUGUGAAACAUUAUCAAGGAUUUCACUGAUGUAUGCGAUGUGGAGACUGCAAGUCGCCUUAUGUACUCUGUCGGUGCUGUCCCUGUCAUCCGGUGGUGAAAGCAAAGCGCGGAGCUGUAGCGAGGUUAGACAAGCUUAUAACGCUAAAGGAUUCAGCCUCGUCAAUGUACCUCAUCAGGAAAUAUCAGGUGAGCACCUGCGUGUCUGUCCUCAGGGAUACACCUGCUGCACGUCAGAGAUGGAGGACAAACUUAACCAGCAGAGCAAACUGGAGUUUGAGAAAUUGGUUGAGGAGAGCAGCCACAAAAUGAGAACAACAUUUGUCUCCAGGCAUAAAAAGUUUGAUGAGUUUUUCUUGGAACUGCUGGACAAUUCUGAGAAGUCACUCAACAGUAUGUUCACACGGACAUACGGGAAGCUGUAUAUGCAGAACUCUGAAGUAUUCCAGGACCUGUUCACUGAGCUAAAGCGCUACUACACGGGGGGCAACGUCAACUUGGAAGAGAUGCUAAAUGACUUCUGGUCCAGGCUGCUGGAACGCAUGUUCCAGUUACUUAACUCCCAGUACCACUUUACAGAUGACUACCUGGAGUGCGUCAGUAAAUACACAGAUCAGCUAAAGCCUUUUGGAGACAUUCCCAGAAAACUUAAGGCCCAGGUCACCAGAGCGUUCAUCGCUGCAAGGACGUUCGUCCAGGGGCUAAUGGUGGGCCGGGAAGUUGCCAACAGGGUCGCUAAGGUGAAUGUAGCUCCAGCAUGUGUUAAAGCCUUGACCAGGAUGCUGUACUGUCCAUACUGUCGUGGAAUGCCUGGGCUCAAAUCCUGUCCCAACUACUGUCACAACGUAAUGAGAGGCUGUCUAGCAAACCAGGCAGACCUAGAUUCUGAAUGGAACCUCUUCAUUGAUGCCAUGCUGCUGGUGGCAGACAGGCUGCAAGGCCCCUCAAAUAUUGAAGCAGUUAUACAACCAAUUGACAUCAAGAUCUCUGACGCUAUCAUGACUAUGCAGGACAACAGCAUGCAGGUGUCAGCCAAGGUCUUUCAAGGGUGUGGCCAACCAAAGCCAUCAGGAAUAGGCAGGUCUGUGCGGGGCAUCUCAGAUGUGUUCAGUGGGCGUUUCAGGCCCUACACCCCUGAGGAGAGGCCAACCACUGCAGCUGGAACAAGCCUGGAUAGACUGAGGGCUGUCUGGAGGACAAUGCAACACAGUGUGAUUGACAUCAAAGAGAAACUCAAGGAGUCCAAAAGGUUCUGGUCCAACUUGCCAGAUGACAUCUGUGCCAAGGGCAAACUCACAGAGCCCGAUGAGGAGCAGUGCUGGAACAGCCACACUAAGGGCAGAUAUUUUCCUGAAGUGGUGAAGGAGGGGCUAACCAACCAGGUGAACAACCCAGAGGUGGAAGUGGAUAUCACCAGGCCCGACACGCUGAUUCGGCAACAGAUCAUGGCGCUACGUGUCAUGACCAACAAGCUGAAGAACGCAUACAACGGAAAUGACAUCUACUUCCAGGACUCCAGUGACGAGGGCAGCAGCUCCGGCAGCGGCAGCGGUUGCUCCGACGGCUGCACAACAGAGUAUAUUUUUGUUGGAACAGAGGCUCCUGUGAUCGGAGCUGACAGAAGCGAUGAGCGCGCAGCAGCCGCGGGCAAGUCAGUUUCCUGCGGACCCUCCGUACUGCUGCUGACGGUUGCCCUCACACUCCCGCUUUGGGCGAUGCAGACUCAGUGGAGAUAAUACAGUGUGGCCCGCAUUACCGCUGACUUUUUUUUACUGUUACGUAACAGUAUGUCUAACAGCAAGUUGUACUGCUGUUCCCUCACUGAACAUGUAGAGCCUCCUGGAAACCUGUUGAGAAUGGCUUACUGUAUGGUGUGGUAGGAGUGAAAGUGAGUGCAGUGCUGCAUCCCGCUUGUCCCCCAAAGAAUGCUUGGUGCCAUCAGUGAACCAGCUUUCACAUCUCUGAAAAUAAAGAAAAUGUGUUUUCUCAUUAUUCUAAAGUGAGUUUUGGAGGGUAAAAAAAAAGCCCAAAACAUCUUUUAGAAACGAAACCCUCUAAAGAUGGUUCUGUCAGUGAUUUUUUUGUUCCAGAUAAAAGGGAAUCUAUUUUUCUUUUCCUUUGUAUGAUGAAUGGAGAAAACGAGAUGACACCUAUUUUAUCCUAUUAGUCUUCUCCCCCAAAAGGAAAAACAAAAUCAAAAGGAGAAAGUUUUACUGUGUGCAUGCGUGGAUAUGAUGUUAACUGACAAAACAUUAUUGUUUUUUUCCGUUUUUAUGCAGGCUACACAGUUUUUUGGAGUGAUUGUGCAGGUUGUACAGUGCUAGCAGUUCGCCUGGUUUCCCGUUUGGUCAUAUCGACGUGGCUUCAGGAAGCAGCAGGUCUUACAGCCACUUUGUUGUUGCACAUUUGAUUAUCUCUUGAGAAAGUGCUAUCGUACUGCACUAAGAGAACUACUUUGCACAGAUUAUUUUUGUUGGCUUCAUAAGUUUCUACAGCUACAGGAAACAUCCACCCCACAGAGAAAACGAUCUAUAUUUUCAGAUCAUUUAAUUGAUUGUAUUGUACUUAUAAGCAGUUACAGUAUGUGUUACAGUGGAAGGUACUGUAAUGUAAUCUUACUGGCAAUGGAUACUUUUUUUUAACAACUGUGUCAUUGUUUCUACAAAUUAUUUGAUCAUCUGUUAAAUAAAAACUAAGAAUGGUUCUGCAGCAGCACUAAUUGCCUGUUAACAGCGUUCAGGUAUCUAAUUUACUUUCGUCUGUCUGGGUAGUUAACAUGCACUCACGCUGGUUCUGUUAUUCUCAGAGGACUUGGAGGAGAGUAAUAAUAGAUAUAUCCUUAUGAAAUUUUAAUUUCUUUAAUUUUCUUGGCUGCCACACUGAUGAAUUUUGCUUUAUGUUACUUGUUUAUUUGCAUACAUGUAAAGUUACCAGUCGUAACCUCUGAUAUCCUCUGCUGGUUACCCCUCAUGUCUUGCAAUGCAUCAUACUGAAAUUUGCAUGUUCUUUGGUUAAUGAGAGCAGACCUAUGCCCCCUACAGGCUACAUGUGGUGUAAUUGGUCGUGUUCUCUUAGAGGACGCGAACAAAGUCAGCAACUUUUAAAAAAGAGUUCCAAGGCCAGAGGGCUCCAAAUGUACUCCUACAACUAAGGUAACUAUUUGUAACUUUCAUUCUGUGUCCUGCAGGCUUUGACCUUUAGCAGACUCAAGAGGCUCAGGGAGCAAAGCACUUCACAAACACAACACAGUGGUUGAUGUCGAACUGUAUACCAGAAGGGUUCAUAGCUGAGUGAAAGGCUAUAAGUGGCGGCCAUAAUAAGAACUGGUCACAUUCGCCGAAUGCUAAAGUAAUGCACUUCCUGUUCUGUCUCCUUUAGCAUGAGAUGCACUGCACCAUACUUUAUGAAAGGAAAUGAGUUAAUGCUGUCUCUCAGUUCCUCGGGGUUUGAGCGCACGCAGCCGUUAUUAAUGUGAGCACGCUGUUGUUUCAGUUUAAUAACUGUUAGCCUGCAGUCUUUAAAGAAAAAAUUCAAUUCCAACAUUGGUCAAAAAAAUUUUUUUUUUUAAAAAGCACGCUUUUUCAUUGAACUGACACUUUGUCUAUUACAUCAUGCCAGAUGACCUCACCUUUUGCCCUGUGUCAGCUCGGAUAGGCUCAAGCCCUACCUAAGUGUUCAAGAAGGACUUUUUUGUUAUACUAGAGAAACGAUAGUUUUAAAGUACUCAGCAACAACUUGAUAACACCAAUCUGCCAAGUGAGAUUCAAUUAGCACUAAGUUCUAAGUUCUCAUUAAUUCUCCUCCACAUUUUACCUCAUGACAUUUUCUAUUAAGAUCAAGGGAAAGGGUUUAGAAAAAAAGAUGGGACUUUUUUUUUUUGACAAUUCAUCUGCAACUAAUGGCUUUAACAUCUAGUCGCAGAGAAAUGUAGCUUUCGGAUACAAUAUCUUGCAAUAUGUAGCGUGAAUAUUGUUGAAGCCAUCACGAGUGUGCCUGGAGGAUUGAAUCUCAUCAGCUCAUAAGUACCUGAAAUGUUUUCACAAUACACAAGCCCAUUACUUCAACAGAGACCUUCCAGUAAAUACACAAAUAGACAAAUCAAUAGCAGCUAUGAGCAGCUAAAGAGAUCUUGUGUUUCAUGUACAAAAGCUUCAUAAAGAAAAUUCGGGGCACGAGUUUUCCUCGUCUCCACAGCAUGAAGAGGGGAUAGAAAAGCACAAAGUUUGUGCAAGCGUCACGGAUCUCUUCACAGAAAACACCAUGAGGGAAAUCUACCCUCGGUGUGCUCAUAUGACUCACGAAAGAGAAACUGAGCACCACAGGAAGCUCCCACAGUUGACCUCUUUCACCUCACUUCUUAUCGAAAUGGUUUUAGGAUAAGGUGACUGAACAGCAGCCUCCUACUUAAAAAAAACACAAAAAACCCAACAGCAUAGCAAUUAAAUCACUGAACAGCAAACCUUAUUUGUGUAGCACAACACCUGUGUUUAACCAAAGCACGACUAAAGACAACACUGAAGUGAUUAACGAAAGACCACCCAAUAACUAAUUGUGCACUAAGCAGAUUAAUGCAGAAACAUGAAGGAAGAGCAGUUCCUUUCACCUGUCAUCAGAACUGGUUGAAAAUCACAAGGGUUCACCCUGACUGAGGUGAAACGUUAGCGCAUUGAGCAAAACAAAAGCUGACAAGUAAAUCGUAAACAGAUUUGGAGGAUAAAUCAUGAUGCAAAACAAGCGUGUGACAUAUGAAGAGACUUUAAUCUUCUUUCUAUUACUCUAUAAAACAAGCGUAUAAACAUUUUCCUCACUGGGUUUAUAUCUAAUGGCGUUUUCCAUCCUUUCACAGUACCGCUUUUAUUUUAAUUACUAUAUGUCAUCCCAUUAUGCAGCCUGAUGUGUGACUAAACAUUUAGCACUAUCUGCUGUUUACCCUAAUGCUUAGUUUCUAAUAUUCACAUGACAGCAGGGGGAUAGAAAACAAAAAGAUGUGUUGUGCUUGGUUUUUUUUUGUUUGGUUGGGUUUUGGGUUUUUUUAGAAAUUUCUUUAAAAUGUGCUGUACAUCUGGAUACAAAAUGGAACUACCGACUACAUUCUUUGCUAAGACAAAUCUAUAAAGAAACAGUGUGCCUGAACUCACUCACUCUAUUUAUCUAUCUACAUACAUAUAUAUAUAUAUAUGUGUGUGUGUGUGUGUGUAUGUAUAAAAUCCGUUUGUGUUUUCCUUCUAUGCUGUGCACUCAAAAAUGUCUAAAUGCCAACAUGCAAUGUGCCCCAAUGCACAGUUGUCAAAAUAACCAUUUUGCAGCUGGCAGUUAUGGUCCAGUGAGGGUCUGAGAUCAUAGUUAAUACUCUAAUGAGUAAACUGCAAAGCACCCAUUAAAAAGGGAGUAGUGAGGCAACACUGGGGUGAUUUCUACCAGUGUUAAUUAGUCACCAACAAUGCCUGGAAGCAGCCCUGGGAGACUGAGAAGACUUCCCCAAUACCCACCAAAACUGUGCAUGCAGGAGACCCGUCUACGUUCGCUUCACUGCCAUAAUAACUGAGCAACUCAUUGGUGCCGGAGAGAGGAUGCGAUGCACAUUUUAAAGCCCCGAGUUUGAAAAGGUACAUGGAAAUUUUUAGUGCACACUAAAAUGGAUGACUGAGCAAGUCUUUGGAGCCUGUCAAGGUCAAAGCCUGUAUGAGAUGGGACGAGGGGUGCAUUGGAAACUUUAAACAUAAACACAGUUAGAUGACUCGACUGCGUUUAAAUCGUUUUUAUACAGAAGUUAUACGAGUCACUGUGUUGCACUAACAGCUUUUUAAAAUUGCUCACGUAUCCUGCGGUCACAGACAGACGACCAGCAGAAGCAUCAGCUGCUGCUGUUUCAGUGGGUCAGACGGGGAGUUGAGAGGACGUCACGCUGUAACUAUUUAUAACAUGGUGAAUGUUGAAUUAAAUGCCGUUGAAGUAACUAGCUGUCAGUCCUGUGCAGUGCUGGUUUUCCUCAUCUUUACUCACCCAGGAGUACCGCCCUAAGGACGCGAUAAUUGAAGUGAAGGAGGUUUCAUGUAAAAGUCAUGGUUUGUUACAUGGAGGCUGUUGAAGUGUGGACUGAUAAUUAAUUUUAGCUCUGGACGUUUACACUUAAGCGAGAAUAUCUAGAACGUUUCGACCGUAAUGGCAAAAAUGUUUUUUCCUUGUCUUUUUUUUUUUUAACGCGCUUUGUGUUUUGGUGAUUUCAUAAUUGGCAAAUUGAAUGAAUAUGCUGCUCAACAGGAAUAAAACUGAAUUAUAAGUGCAAGUUAGUGGGUUUUACUUGGAGUCAAACGCAGCCAAAACAUCGUGGAGGCAGAUAUUUCUGAGUCAGGGUCGGUAGUGAGGCGGAACAAUCAGUGCAGUGUGUGCUUGAUAAUAAGGCAGGAAGUUAGCCGUGUGGCUUCAGAUACGGGCAUUGUUUAAGCUUCUGCACUGCUGCUCCUCAGUGGGGCUUAACAGCUCAGUUUUAUUUCUCCAAAGUGUAAAAACUCAAAGCAUCUGCAGCUACACAAAGGUCGAAUGCACCCAUUAGAGCCUCUACAAGAUCUGUGACUGCAGCAACAAGAGUUUUUGGAUGACUAAGAUGAGGCUGGGCUUUAGCAGUGUUCUUCAGACAAAGUAAAGAAAGUGAAUUAAGAGAAGAAUGUUUUGGAAGUUCGGUGCAGUUUUUUCCAAAGAGCUUGUGUCUGUCUAAACAACAGUGUUCUCUCAUUACAAGAGGAAUGUCUGCCAUUCUCCACUGCCUUGUGUACUCCCCUCUUUCCUGGCGUGAUACGUUACCGCGGUCAGACACGCAUUCACAGUUUGACACGAUUCAGCGCUAAACUUGUUUUGUUUUUGUUUUUCUCUCAUUCAUUCAUUUUGGCAUUUAA